Molecule: messenger RNA, 1760 nt
Organism: Hyla sarda
Lineage: Eukaryota; Metazoa; Chordata; Amphibia; Anura; Hylidae
Product: zinc finger protein 3-like
Exons: 2
Coding region: 322-1740 (472 amino acids)
Biological process (GO): regulation of transcription by RNA polymerase II; central nervous system development
Cellular component (GO): nucleus
Molecular function (GO): DNA-binding transcription factor activity, RNA polymerase II-specific; RNA polymerase II cis-regulatory region sequence-specific DNA binding
Source: RefSeq, a predicted model, not a curated record
UGCUCUGCAACACCUCGUAACGCAUCCCUUGUGUAGUUUACAAACCUGUGUUGAUUAUAGUAAAUGUAAUUAAUCCAGUCUACAUUUUUGUUCACAGUGAUUAUAGAAAGGAUAGAUUCAAAGCCCGCAGCGACUUGAUUCCUGGCUUUGAACUCAUCAGGGACCCCUCUUGGGACCCCUAUUGUGUCUUUGUAUACAUGUGGAUCGAAGAUACCUGCAGGAAAUCACAGUAAGAACUGUGAGGGAAAUGUCUUAUCUGUGAAUUAUAAAGUAGAAGAUGGACCGAUUGUGGUGCGCUCCUCAGGAGAAGAUGGAGAGAUCAUGGAGCGCUCCUCAGGAGAAGAUGGAGAGAUCAUGGAGCGCUCCUCAGGAGAAGAUGGAGGGAUCAUGGAGCGCUCCUCAGGAGAAGAUGGAGAGAUCAUGGAGCGCUCCCCAGGAGAAGAUGGAGAGAUCAUGGUGCGCUCCUCAGGAGAAGAUGGAGAGAUCAUGGAGCGCUCCUCAGGAGAAGAUGGAGAGAUCAUGGAGCGUUUCUCAGGAGAAGAUGGAGAGAUCAUGGUGCGCUCCUCAGGAGAAGAUGGAGAGAUCAUGGUGCGCUCCUCAGGAGAAGAUGGAGAGAUCAUGGAGCGCUCCUCAGGAGAAGAUGGAGAGAUCAUGGUGCGCUCCUCAGGAGAAGAUGGAGAGAUCAUGGAGCGCUCCUCAGGAGAAGAUGGAGAGAUCAUGGUGCGCUCCUCAGGAGAAGAUGGAGAGAUCAUGGAGCGCUCCUCAGGAGAAGAUGGAGAGAUCAUGGAGCGCUUCUCAGAAGAAGAUGGAGAGAUCAUGGAGCGCUCCUCAGGAGAAGAUGGAGAGAUCAUGGAGCGCUUCUCAGAAGAAGAUGGAGAGAUCAUGGAGCGCUCCUCAGGAGAAGAUCUCCUUACACCUAAUGUCCAUCCAGAUCUAUCCUAUAAUAAUCCCCCUGAUUAUGGGGAACCUUCUCCUGACCAACCACAAAUUCUUACCACAAGGACAGAGAAGAGAGGGAGGAAAAGGAUUCAGUGUGAUGAAUGUGGGAAAGAGUUUUCAAAAAGAUCAGAUAUUGUUAUACACAGAAGAAUUCACACAGGAGCAAAGCCUUAUUCAUGUUCUGAAUGUGGGAAAUGCUUCCGAAGUAAAUUAAAUCUUUCUAUUCAUAAGAGAAUUCACACAGGAGAGAAAUUAUUUACAUGUUCAGAAUGUGGGAAAAGUUUUACAUAUAAAUCGCAUCUUGUUGCACAUGAAAGAAUUCACACAGGAGUGAAGCCAUAUUCAUGUUCAGAAUGUGGGAAAUGUUUCACUCACAAGUCACAUCUUGUGACACACGAGAGAAUUCACACAGGAGAAAGGCCAUAUUCAUGUUCAGACUGUGGAAUUUGUUUUACACAUCAAUCAAAUCUUGUUACACAUGAAAGAAUUCAUACAGGAGAGAAACCGUAUUCAUGCCCAGAAUGUGGGAAACGUUUCACAAGGAAAUCGGGUCUUGUUAAACAUAAAAGGAUUCACACAGGAGAAAAGCCGUAUUCAUGUUUAGAAUGUGGGACUUGUUUUACAAAUCUAUCAAAUCGUAUCAUGCAUGAGAGAAUUCACACAGGCGAGAAGCCAUAUUCAUGUUCUGAAUGUGGGAAAUGUUUUGCAGAUAAAUCAAAUCUUGUUAACCAUCAGAGACGUCACUCAGAAAUGAAGCCUUAUUCAUGUUCCGAAUGUGGAAAAUGUUGUACAAAUAAUUAAAUGUUGUUAUACAUGAGACA